CAUAAAGAACUUCAGACUUUCUUGUCACUGAGUUUUCAAUCUGCCUGAGUCCAAUCUCACAGAAAUGACUUCCACUGAUAAUGGGUUACAGCUGCAUACACCCAAGCUUUUUGUUGGAUCAGAAAGCAUUAAGUUCACAGUGGGUAGGAGAGGUCAUAGUUCAGGUAAAUUUAGAAUCCCAUGUGCCUAGUAUUCUCUACCUGGCCGUGGAAAAUGCCCUAUCCAGUAUCUAUAUUUGCCACAUGAACCUGUUCAGGGUCACAGAACCUUUCUUGGCAGACAAUGCCUGACAUAGGGCCUUCUCUCACCCUGGGUCUCACUCAAAAUUGGCAGGGUAUUGGUUUCUCAACACACAGGUCUGAGUGGCACUCAAGUACAAUACACCUUGCUUUUAAUGUCCAAAAAGUCCCACUGAGCAUAUUUAGGCCUCUGAUUUGGUGACAUGUAGUUCAAGGUGCAGUAAUUUGCCUAGAACCAACAAGGUGCAGUAAUUUGCCUAGAAUUUGCCUGAUGUGUGUCAGGCCCCUGAAUUUUUAUGGGGUUUCUCUUCCACCUCCUGGCACACAUUUGUAUUAGCAUGACAUCUGAGAGUCUUGCUCCUUUCUGCUCAAAAUGCUCAGCAUGAUGUUAAUAAUGGUAUCCUGUGAGAUGUCCACAUGGUCAAGGAUGCUGAGGAUAAUAUUAUGACAACACAGGAGAGUUCACAUAACUCGGAGGUUUACUGAUGUCUCUGCCAGGUGAAAGCAAACUGCUUUUGGUAAUCCACACUAACGGAUAUAAGGAAAAGUAUCUGUCACCUGUAGACCACACAACAGGGACUGUGUUCAUUUGCUCUAGCAAACAUACGACACCAGGAGAAGUUACUGUGAUUGAAGUCACCACUUGAGAAACUUUACAAUGAUUCCCAGGCAUUCAACCAACGAAUCUGUCUCUUAUACCGGCCAAACAAGCAAAGGUAUCAAACAAUCUCAGGACACAGUCAUCCUACUAUACGACCACAGGUCCUCCCUUGGGGUGACAUAGACUCCUCUUCAGUUGAGGGACUCCAGGAGAGAAUGAAUUCUAAGUGGAAAAUGCUGUUAUUAACUUCAUUUGCUUUAUUGCUGAUGUUGAUUAAGCAUCGCUCCCGAAUAAAGAACCACCUAGAGAAGAUAGAUCUCUGCUGGGAAAAUGAAAAAGAACUUCGGCUCUCAGACUGGUUUAAUCCCAAAAAACGUCCUGAUGUGAAAACGACAACUGAUUGGUUUGCGCCGAUCAUCUGGGAAGGAACUUACAACAGACAAGUCCUGGAAAAGUACUACAAAAGGCUGAACAUUACCAUAGGCUUGGCUGUAUUUGCUACUGGAAAGUUUGUGGAUCAGUACCUGGAAAAGUUCCUCCAGUCUGCUAAUAAGCACUUCAUGAUUGGCUACAAUGUUAUCUUUUACAUCUUGAUGGAUGACUUCUCCAAACUACCUCCCAUUGAGUUAGGGCCCCUUCGAACAUUUAAACUAUGUACUGUACUCAAACAACAUGUGUGGAAAGACUUCAAUUACAUAUACAUGAAAAACUUGGAUAUGUACAUCAUAGAACAUAUCCAACAUGAAGUCGACUUUCUCUUCAGUAUGACUGUAAACCAGAUCUUCAAGAAUGACUUUGGGGUAGAAACCCUGGGCGAGUCUGUAGCUCAACUCCAUGCAUGGUGGUAUUUUAGACAUGCUGAAAAUUUCCCCUAUGAGAGAAGACCUAAAUCAGCAGCUUUCAUCCCUUUUGGAGAGGGAGAUUUCUAUUACCAGAGUGCAGUUUUUGGUGGCACACCCCGUGAGGUUUUAGCCUUCAUUAAAGAAUAUCAAAAAGGAGUUACCAGUGACAACAGAAAUGGACUCAAGAGCAUAUAUGAACAUUAUUUAAACAAAUAUUUGUUUAUCAAUAAACCCACUAAGUUGUUAUCACCAGAAUACAAUUGGGAUCCAAAUUUUAGAACUCCCCCACAAAUUAAACAUGUGAAGAUAGCAUGGCAUUCAAACAGCAUUUGAUGGUUGUAUCAUUAGGUUUAUGGAUUAAUAAGUGAAUCACAAUAAUUCCUCAACUACGAAACAUUAAACGUCUCCGUGUUUUUGGAAACUUACAAAAAUGUGCAAUCUUCCAAAAUAAAUUGUUUUUCUCCUUGCAGUUUUAAACCAUCUAAAUCUACCUAAAUUGGAGUAAGAAUAAAUGGAUGUUAAUUUAAUAUUAA
Molecule: messenger RNA, 2215 nt
Organism: Felis catus (domestic cat)
Lineage: Eukaryota; Metazoa; Chordata; Mammalia; Carnivora; Felidae
Gene: GLT6D3
Product: glycosyltransferase 6 domain-containing protein 1
Exons: 7
Coding region: 1056-2015 (319 amino acids)
Biological process (GO): carbohydrate metabolic process
Cellular component (GO): Golgi apparatus; membrane; vesicle
Molecular function (GO): hexosyltransferase activity
Source: RefSeq, a predicted model, not a curated record